GUCUACACUGAUAAAAAUGAUAUUUCUCCAAGAAAUUUCCAAACUUAGAAUUGAGAUGGAAAACCCAAAUAUUCAUAGAAAAUAAUUGUUCUUCUCGAAUUAAUUGGUAUGAAGCUCAUCAUAUAUUAAGGACAUAAAAUUUGGAGAAAUUUACCCUGUUUUUUUUUUGUAACUGAACCCUUUUUGGUCGGCCAACUCUUGUUUAUUUACUUAAACAAAGUAAAAUAUAUAUUACAUUUAGACAAACACAUGGAUAUAGAAAUUAAGAAAAAUAUGGUACCCAAAAUCACUAGAGAAAACAAAAUUAUUACAAUAUUAAACAUGCAUGCGUAUAUAUAAUUAAUGAAGCCUAAUUCAAUGAGAAAAUAUAAGGUGGCAAAUCCAUGUAUGUUAAAAUACAUCUAGAAAGAAGAAGUGUGAAGAGAAAACAUGAUAGGUGAAAUGGGAUUGUUCUUGAGGCACAAGUGAGCUUAAAAAAGAUAUAGAAAGAGAAAGAUGUUUGACAAACACCUAAUACCAAAGAGACCCCAUCACAAUAAAACAUUAAGUUACAGGUUCAUCAUUCUUCCUCGAUAUUGCGUUAUACUUCAUCAAAACUGAAGAACAGAAAUCUAAUAAACUACUAUAUUUAAUCAAGCUGGUAUCCAUGUGUCAUGGUUAAAAGUAUUGUGAAACUUAUUUAACAAUAAAUUUGUAUGGUGAAAUAAAAAGAAAAAGAGAAAAAAGAUAGAUGUAGAAGGAGAUGGUGGCUUGGGCCAUACUUAAAAAAAUAACAUAUAAAACACGUUGAUGUGGCUGCCUUCAUUCUCCACUAUCCAAGGUGGCUGUGAUUGGUUGUUUCUUGAUUUGGGUCCAUAUAUGUUAUACAUAUAUCUAUAGAACUAUAUAUAUAAAGAUAGUAUCAUUAAUAUUCAUAAUUUGCAAGAGCCUCCUCAGGCACUGUAUGAGAAAUGGGGUGGCUCAAUUCUUUCUUCUCUCCCUUGAAGAAACUAUGGUUUCGCGUCAAUUCUACUCAAAAGAAAAGAAGAGGAAUAUACAUAUUAUACGAGGACGUGAAGUCAUGUCCAUAUGAAGAUGUGCAUGUUUUGUGGUCUAUACUCGUGGAGUCUCACCCACACACUUUGCAACCCAAACAAUAAAACCUCCAUUGUGCAUAGCUCUCGUUUUGGUUCAGAGUUCAUAUAUGGAAUGUUCAUGCUCAAGGACGAAACAAAGGAGAAAAUUGUUGGCGAAUCAUUCAUAUAUAUGUGUUACUCUCACUUGUACAUAACAAUAUAAAUACACAGAGAUUCUAAUUCCUUAUGGUUUUGUACAUUUUCUCUCUCGCGACUAUAUUGGUAUAUGGAAUGUUCAGAGAGUUCAUAUUCUCUCUCGUGACUAUAUUGGUGUAUACGGUUCUCUUGAGGUCGUAUAUGCAUACUUAAAAUAUUGGUAUAUAGAUUGCAUUAUUAGGAGAAAUACUUUAGAUAUGACUUAAAAGCAUAUGAUUGUGUAUAUGAAAAUGUGCUGUAUAUAAUAGUCUGCGUGACAAGAAAGCAAGUGAAGAUGUACCAUAUGUUCUUAUAAUUGGUAGACAUGAAAAGUUAAAGGUUGAUGGCGAAAGGAGAGUGAAUAGAAGUUGAAUUGUCAUGGAGAUUGUUGGCUUGUGUCGGUUGAUGACGUUAAUUAGUUGGACUUUGGAAAUUUGCGGUUGAAUUUAUUUUGCGUUUCCUAUUCGUGCUUAUAAGUUUUUUUCUUGAGGUAAAAUUUAUACAUAUAAGUUGAAAGUUAAGCUAGCAUUCUUUAAAGAAAAAAAAAUUGAGGGAAGCCAAAAAAGAAUGUUAUGAUUUAGUUAUUAUUAUUGUUAUUAUUUUUGUUUGGUUGAAAUAACCAAAUGAAACCAGACCACUUUUCUGGCAUAAAUGCCACCACAUUAAAUUCAAUGUUAUUCGAAUAUAAAUUUUAAAAAUGACAAAUUCAAUGUUAUUCGAAUAUAAAUUUUAAAAAUUCAUUUAAAAUUCGCUGUUACUGAAUUUGAUAUUCCGUAAAAUACUAUGAAAUUCGCUGUUAUUGAAAAUAUUUAAAGUUGUUAAGUUUUAAAAUUUUCAAGUGAUUUUAGAGUGAGUGAUUUUAGAGUGUUUGGAUGAACUUUUUUAGUUAGAAUAUUUAAAUUCAAAUCUCAUAGUUUUAGGUGAUAUUUUAGAGUAGUUUAACAAAAAUCACCUUAAACUCUACAAUUCACUGAAAUUAUCUAAAACCUCAUUAAAAAUCAAAUCAUCUCAAACUUUAGAUUGAAUACACCCUUUAAUAUAUAUAGUUAUGUGACAAUAACAAUUAGAUUUAAGUGACUUAUUUAUGGAGCUAGGGAUGUGUUUUGGUAAUUUGAUUCAAAAGAAUUUCGUAGGAUGAGUUUUCUCGAUUGCACCAAACACGAGCAUGCUUUGGCAGGAUGCGUUAAAUUUUACUGAGGUUACAUGUUUCUAAGAGCGAUGAAGAGUGUUAUGAUUAGAAAUUAAGAACCUAACGAUUCUACAGAAACAUGAGUUGAACGUAUCAAGACCAAACAUGUUGUGGAAAAUGUGAAACACGAAACAAAGCGUCGGCAAGUAAAAGAAAUGUUUCUUGAAGACGAAUAUACCCACGUCAAUCAUAUAUGGAGACACAACCGGCACAUCUUUAAACUAAGAUAUGAUAAGAGUAAAAGGAAAAAAAAUAUAGGUCGAUCCAAAGUUAGAACAGUACAUUGAGGGGCGUUGCCGACACAAAAAGUUAGUUAUAGCAGGAACAUGAAGAUAGUCGCCAGAACAGAUUGAAGUUUGGUCGUCACUGGCCAGUGGAACAUUCUAACUAUGGUUAAUCUUCAUCUCUUUCAGUACUAAUUUUUCUAGGGACAAUUACAAUAUUUGAGAUUCAUAAAGCUUUUUUCUUUUGAAAGAGUACUGUAUAUAAAAAGUACAGUCGAUUGAAGAAGAUCGCAUCAAUAUUUUGCUGGAUGUAGACAAAUUCUUUCUCAAUCUUCAAAAGAAAAAUGAGAUAACAUGAGUCCACAAAAGAAUACUAGAUGAGCUUUAAAAUUGCAACGAAAUAUAAUAUGAUACAAUUACAAAUUCCACGUAUGGUCGAUGAAAAUUUUAUAGAUCUCGACAUCUCUAUUUUAUUUAACAAUUAAAAUCUGCAAAAUUUUAGAACUAUAAAGUACUAAACUUUUAUUUAUUUAUUACUAUGAUGAAGUCGGUUGGUCAUUUGCUUUUUAGACAGUCAACAAUUUAGGAAACCCACUUUUCUUUUGUAAGACAAUUUCGUUUACAUUUUUACAGAUAUAUUUUCCAAAACAUUUUUGUUUAUAAUUUUCCCUCUUCAAGAUUUUUAAUACAAAUAAUAAAAUAGACUUUUGGAAAUUUUUAGAUAAAAUUAUAUAUAUAUAUUGUUGCAAAAAUUCAUUUAGGAACACAAUUCGGAUACAAGGAACAAUCAUAUAUCGCGUCUAAGAACAUCGACCUUAGUUUCACUUGCAUCCAAAGUUUCUGUCACAUGACAACUGUUUAACAUAUACGUUCCAAAAUUGUAUAUAAUGUUAUUGAUAACUGCCGCUGGAAAACAACCUUAACGACCUUAACUCACUCCAGUAUGUUAAUUAAUUAGAUCACUCAACUUAUUAUUUCGGCCUUGUGCUGAAUUGUUUUUUUUUUUAUUUUUUACAAACCUUCUUGGUAUAUACUAUAAAUUUUUAACCUGGCCGUGACUACAAGUUUUACAAAACCUAGGCCCUUUUAAGCUAAAAAUAUGAAACAUUUGGGUCACGGGUGUAAAUGCGUUGUGGUGGAAACACUCUUAAAACCAGGCGUACUCAGUGUUUGGGGUUAUACUAUUUUACUCGACUCCGGUCAUGAUGAUUGGGCAUACUAUGGAAGACAUGAACCAGUAGCAUAAUUUGACAUUGGCAGGGUCUGAAGAGGUUCCAAAAGAAGUUUACCCGAAAUGGAAUCAGAUUUCUUCUAACGACGAAUUGAUCCCAGCAAAACGUUUUGGUAAGUAUGAACGCAGGGAGAUGUUGUCUCUGACAUAAGGCCAGAGCAUCUUAUUAGCGUAAAACGUGAUGUGUAUACUCACGCAUUUAUGCAUGCAUAAUUUACAUUUUUAACCGGAUCUAUUAGAGCAUCCACAUUAGUAAAUCUUCUUUUGGGGUUCAUAGAAAUUUUUAAAUAUUUUUUGGUGGGACCAUGAAUAGUGAUGAACUUCUAUCUAUUGUGCUCCUGCAUUAGUGAACCUGAAAAAGGAAUUUAUAGGAAUAAAAUAAUAUUAUAUUAUUUUUUUAACUUUUUAAUAUAUUAACAAGACAUGAAUAAAAUAAAAUAAUUUUAAAAAUAUUUUAAAAGUUUUUAUUCAAUCCAUUAAGAAUAGAUUACAUGAACCAAAUAUUUUUUUAAAUUUUUUUAUUCAAUACAUUGAAAAUUCAUGAACAUAGAAAGAAUAUUCAUCUACAUUACUAAACUUUUGCCAUACAUUUUCCAUUAAAUCAGCUUUCAAACGAUCAUGUUUCUCUGAAUCUCGAACUUCAUUGCGAAUGCCUAACAUAUUACCGACAUGAAUACUUGUUCUCCUUUUCACCUUGGAACUUCUGCUUGACUCCCCUGACUCGAACUCAGAUGUAUCAAUUUGAGUGUACCUGUGUCGUUCGUUCUCUACUAUCAUAUUGUGCAAUAUGACACAAGUUCUCAUUAUCUUUCCAAUCUUUUCCUUGUCAACGUCUAUUGGUGGACUGCUCUGCGAAGCUAAUAGGUUAACAAACCCGGCAGAGUUAAAGGAGAAAGGUCUCAUUUUCGUUUAGGUUUGGUUUGGUGUUUAUAUGUUAGUGUGUUUUUAGUUGUGGAUUUGCUAUGUUUAUAAACUAGUUUUUCGUAUGAUAGGAUAGAACAAUUAAACAAAGUCUACCUACCAAACAUUCAUUAGAAAAGUUUUUAACAGAACAAGUAGUUCACAUAGAGCAGUGAAUACACAUCAAAUCAAUCGCAAAUAUUAACUACAGCUAAGUACAAUCGCAAAUUGAUCAUAGCAACCAACAACCAA
Molecule: messenger RNA, 5046 nt
Organism: Brassica rapa (field mustard)
Lineage: Eukaryota; Viridiplantae; Streptophyta; Magnoliopsida; Brassicales; Brassicaceae
Source: RefSeq, a predicted model, not a curated record